AUGAUAACAUUUAAGCCGUUAACAUGGUGUGUUAGCGAUGAUCCACAACGCACUAAUAACGGACUUGAAGGCUACAGCCGACGAUUAAAUCAGCGUGUUGGAACUCCACAUCCAAAUUUGUGGAAAUUUCUUCUUCUUCUUCGACAAGAAGAAUUCGUUACAUCACAUCUACUUGUUGAAUUAAAUUCGCCACAUUCACAACAUAAUGAUGAUAAUGAUAAUGAAAAUCCAUCACUCUAUUCAAUAUCAAGAGGAUUCAAAUCAAAAUGGAAAACACAACAGAUUACAAAUUUACAUCAAAUGUUAAGUGAACGCAAAAAAUCGUUGGCAGAAGUACUUCGUCUUCUUUCGUAUUUGGUUGCUGGCAAUUCAAAAGCAAAAAAGAACAGAAAAUCACGACAACAACGUCAAUUGGGUGAAGCAAAUAACAAACAACUACAACAACAAUUAGAUAAUCAUUAG
Messenger RNA from Didymodactylos carnosus, 462 nucleotides. NCBI's taxonomy places the organism in Eukaryota, Metazoa, Rotifera, Eurotatoria, Philodinida, Philodinidae. The record is from the annotation of a GenBank genome assembly.